This is a messenger RNA of Stylophora pistillata, 5488 nucleotides long. RefSeq names its product basement membrane-specific heparan sulfate proteoglycan core protein. NCBI's taxonomy places the organism in Eukaryota, Metazoa, Cnidaria, Anthozoa, Scleractinia, Pocilloporidae. Gene Ontology annotation, cellular component: plasma membrane; axon. Gene Ontology annotation, molecular function: cell-cell adhesion mediator activity; calcium ion binding. Gene Ontology annotation, biological process: homophilic cell-cell adhesion; dendrite self-avoidance; axon guidance. The record is from RefSeq and is a predicted model, not a curated record.
CUCGGUCUUUCAAGGACGAUGCAUAUCGUGCUUUUGUAUGGGACGUUCUCAGAAUUGUAGCAGUGCAAGAGUGUACCGUGGCAGGCUCGCUCUAGAAUUGAAAACUGAUGCCCGUCUCACUGAUGUGCCAUUGGUGGAUGUGCAUGGAUCUUAAGUGUCCGGUAUUACCUAUAAACGGGAUCCCUUUAGCAAUGUGAUAUCAGCCCUGGUUACGUCGGAAGGAAAAUUACAUUUCUGGGCUUUGCCAAAAAAGUUUAUGGGCAACAAACUAUCAAGUUAUGGCGGAAAACUACGUUACACUGUCAAGAAUGUCAUUGGCAAUGCAUCGGCGAAUGAGGAAAAUGUUCCAUCGAGAAAAGUGAGAAGUGCAGGAGAAAUGCUCAGUUUAGAGGCUUUAAUAGACAAAUAUGCCACCGAUGAUGUCCGCGACGUAGAAGACACUGACAUUGACAUCGACACUGACGCAUCAGGAACAGAGGACCCUUCUUUGGAUGUUUCAGAAAAUACUUUGUCUAUUCUUACGACGCAGCUUACACCCAGUAGAGUUAAAGAAACUCCACCUAUUUUACCCGAAACUAACGCAACGUCAAAACAUCCUAUCAGUUCCGAUGACUCCAGAAACGUCACAGAGAAUUCUGGAGCCCCAACUGCAGCAACAAACUCCGCAACUGAACGAACAGGAACAAAACCUCCACCAACCAUCGACACGGGAAAUAUUUUGACAACACCAACUGUAGAAACAACACCCUCUGUAGAGGUUGACGGAGACACCGACCUAAAUAUUCUCUCGGAAAAUGAAGAAACAAAAAGAGUUUUUAGGAUAGUUUCCACUAGGUCCGAGCUGCCGGCAACCACAGCAACUCGACUGACGAAAGGGGAAACUGUACCUUUUCAAACAACUCGAGCAGUUUCUGACGGGUUAAUCGCGACAUCGGCAACUCACACUUCUCUCACAACAUCGAAUCCUUUGCCUCAAAGUCGCGACGAAACAACCCCAACUGUUUUCUUUUCAUCCCUAAGUACCCCGGAACCUACCUCGAAAGCUAUCGCAACUACCCCAAACACGUAUGACACAACAAAGAGUGCAUUAAUAGGCAGUGAAGAAGCCAAAACAACAUCCUCAACUUACGGCAGUGACAGUCCAACAUUAGAAAUGGUGACAACAAUACCAGACAUAGCUUACACGACAACUAAUUUAAUAUCCUCGAGGAGUAAUUUACUAGAAACUUUUCCCUCCGAGCCUAAUGCACCGAACAAUGGUCAAGAUGGGCCACCCACCAACGUACCUUAUUCGACUUUCAGCACUUCUACAAAGACGAGACCACCAGAAACGUUUUCCACAGCACCUAGUCGAGUCACCGAUAUACGAGAGGAUUCAACUACUGCCGCUGCAGUGCCUUCAGCUCACACCACCACGGAGCUUACUGAUCAUCCAUUGACAGAAAUGUCGCAAACUCCCCUCCCUAAUACGGAUCACAACAGCAUCGAGAGGGCUACCACGGAAUACGUUUCAGUAUCUCCACAUACGUCUGGAACGACAAUGAUAACAUCGAGUGGUGCGAAUCAAGAAAUAAUUAACACCGAGUCGGUUUCAGCUGACAUUACUGACGUUCCUACUUCGAGAACCGCCACAAAACCAAAUACGUUUCACAGUACAACUCCUGAAUCAGCUGUCACCAAAAGUGAUACAACUGGCAUUAUAUCUUCUUCCCAGUAUGUUUUCAAAACCGCUUCCCAUAAAAUUAGGACAUUGUCAGGCGAGGCGAAUGAUAGCGAAGAUGUCAUUACCACUGCGAUAUCUCCUUCGGCUUACAGCAACGAACAACUUUUUUCGGAAUCUUCGCCAUCCGUAACAGAUUCGUCUUUAACCAAAAUAUCACCGGACGGUGAAGAUACAUUAACUGCCUCUGAUCUUCUUCCUGCUUCUAUCACACACUCGCCUUCCACACAAAUACCAGAUACUUCUCAUACAAGGAGAGUAUCAGACACCUCUUACACAUUAACAACUUCAGUCGGUGAUCGAGAUGAAACCACUUACAUCCCGAGAUCUUCAGACUACAAAACUGAUAUUCCUUCUUCAAAAACCGUGAGAUCGACCACAGACCCUUCUUUCACAACAACCAGUGAAUCAACCAAUGUCCAAUUUGAAACAAGUACCUCGAUGCCUCCCUUAUCCUACAGUACUGAGAGAUCACCAGAUGUAUUUCACUUAACAACGAAAAAAUCAACGGAUAGUCCAGAUGGACCUCUUACCGCCGAUGUACAAGUACCAACUACUUCUUACAAUUUGACGGGUACCUCUACUGCUGGCAAAGAUGAAGCAACCACUUUCACUGAUCUAUCAGUUAUUAGAACGGAAAUGCCAGCUGCUAAGAAAGAAAUAACAAUAGCACCUAGAACGGAUGCAACUUCUGUAGAUGGUCAAGAUGAAACAACCACUGCUUUUCCUUCUUCAGCCUAUCGCAGCAGCAUUCCGCCCUUCAAAACCGGAAUAACUGGCGCUGCAGAUGAAAAAAGGAACACUGUACCUCCUACGACGUACAGUUCCAACCAAGUAGCCCCAGAAUACACCAAACAGUUACCAGAUGGAACAGACACAACAUCUGUCGAUGGUCAAGAUGAAACAACCACUGCCUUCCCUUCUUCAGCCUACCGCAGCGGCAUUCCACCCUCCAAAACCGGAAUAACUGGCACUGUAGAUGAGGAAAGGAACACUGUACCUCCUACGACGCACAGUUCCAACCAAGUAGCCCCAGAGUACACCAAACAGAUACCAGAUAGAACAGACACAACAUCUGUCGAUAAUCAAGAUGAAACAACCACUGCCUUUUCUUCCUCACCUUAUGGCAGCAGCAUUCCACCCUUGGAAACCGGAAUAACUGACACAGUAGAUGAAACAAGCACCACUGUGCCCCCUACGACGUACAGUUCUAACCGGAUAGCCCCAGAAUACACCAAACAGGUACCAGAUAGAAGAGACACAACAUCUGUCGAUGGUCAAGAUGAAACAACCACUGCCUUUCCCUCUUCAGCCUAUAGCAGCAGUAUUCCACCCUCGAAAACUGGAAUAACUGACACAGUAGAUAAAACAAGCACCACUGCACCCCCUACGACAUACAGUUCUAACCAGGUGGCCCCAGAAUACACCAAACAGGCACCAGAUAGAACAGACACAACAUCUAUCGAAGGUCAAAAUGAAACAACUACUGCCUUUCCUUCUUCAGCCUAUAGCAGUAGCAUUCCACCCUCGCAAACCGGAAUAACUGACACAGUAGAUGAAACAAGCACCACUGUACCUCCUACGACAUACAUUUCUAAUCAGAUAGUCCCAGAAUACACCAAACAGGUACCAGGUACAUCUUACACAGAAAGAGGUGUACCUACUGAUAGCGUAAAUGUCAAAAUCAUGACUGUAGUUCCAUCAUCCUAUAUAAGGGAAGGACCAACAACAGACUCUGUAACAACCAAGUCGAGUACGUCUUAUUCGAGUACAACACCGGUCCCUGGUGAAGAUGGAACAGCCACUAACGUGUAUCCUACACCCCACAGUACUGCUGGACCUUCCUCGAAAACGACAAGAAAGAAACCAAGCACGUCACCUUCAGACGUGGUGUUAGUCGAUCGCGGAGAUGGCUCGACCACCAAGCUUCCUUCUUCAGGUUAUAGUACUGACACGACUACCUUGACAAAUGAAAAAUCAACGAUGCCUGAUACAUUUUACACCCCAACGAAAUCGUCAACAGGUCAAAUCGAUGGUGGGGAUGAAGUGACAACUGCUGCACCUGCUUCAUACCACAGUACCGAUAGAGUCACUCGGAAAACGGUGUCAGCUAUCUCCGGCGAAUCCCACACGAAAACAGUGGUAGCCACCACUAGUUACGGAAAAAAAACCGAUGGAACGGGGAAACCAACCUCAGAAUCCGUAUCGACCUUAUCUGUUGCCUCCUCUACAGGUCAAACAUCGGUCGAUGGUGAUGAUGGAAUAACCACUGAAAUCCCUCCUUCAGCAUACAGUACCGUUGAGACUACCCCGAGAACAGAUGGGGUAGUAACGGUCGAUCGCGAAGAUAUAUUGAUCAGUACUGUCCCUCCUUCAGGCUACAGUACUGACACAAAUAUCAUGACAACCGUAGCAACGAUACCAGCAACAUUUCAUUCAUCAAUGAAAGUGCCGACCGACCAGACCGGCACUAGCGAUGAAAGAACCACCACUGCGCCCUCCACAUCCCGCAGUACUGAGACAACGAUGGCACCUACCACUGGUGACGAAACAGCAGCAUACGUAGCAGAGAAGCAGACCUCAGAAACCCUGACAACAUUAUCAAGUGUGUCUUACGCAAGCGCACCACCUGUCUAUGGUGAGGGUGAAACAAACACUGGCGAGCCUUCUUCUGGCUACGGUGCUGAUGGGACUACCACGACAGUAGCUAAGCUGCCAAGCUCUCGCACAACGGCGACAGCAACUGCAGAGGCAUCGAAAACGAAAAAGAUAAUGGCCAUCAUAGGUAACGAGGAAACAACCAAGGCUGUGCCUAACGUGACUUACAGCAGAAACAGCCCUUCCUUUACAACAGUGUCGACAAUCACGAAUAUAUUACAAACAAAAUCAAGGGUACUGACAGGAACAAAUGAUUUUAUCACCACAUCUGUGCCUUCGACAGCCUACGGUACUUCGACGGCUACUACGGAAUCCACAUCGUCUACCGCGACAUCGACAAGAGAACCGACGUCGCAAAAAACAACACAAGAUAUAACACCCUCAACCCCUGUAACUCAGCCCACAGCCUCUCCACCUUCCAUGGUUGGGAAAGGAACAGAAGCAGUACGGAUCAUGGGAAGAGAUGGAAGCGUAAUUGUCUAUCAUGGAAUCCAACCGGGCUCUGGGAAUGACAAGGCUACUAUUGAGAUCAAGCUCACUGAGGAGGGAUGGCGUUCAACUGAUGGAGUGCCAGCCUCCAGGGAAAGUUUCAUGAGGGUAUUGUCAGAUGUUCAGGGAAUAUUCAUAAGGGCCUCUUAUGACCAUCGACGCUCCACUUUAGUCGAGUCAGUUAGCAUUAAAGAUGUCUCUCUCGAUGUGGGAUCUCAAGAAGACGCAGGCCACGGCAAAGCGUUAUUGGUAGAGAAGUGCGAAUGCGCAGAAGGCUACGAUGGACUUUCCUGCGAAUAUUGUUCCCCAGGCUACACGCGGACUAGUGAUGGACUUAAUUGUACGAAGUGUUCUUGUAAUGGACAUUCAGAUGUUUGUGACCAGGAAAACGGCACUUGCAUCGACUGCCGUUACAACACCGAAGGGUCGAACUGUGAAAGGUGUCGACCGGGUUACUUUGGAAACGCCUUGACAGGAACGUCCACUGACUGCAAGCCAUGCCCUUGCCCGCUGACCAUAUCUCCAAACCAGUUUAGUCCAACUUGUUUCUUGGACAGCGACGGUCUUCCAACCUGUGACGCAUGUCCUGUAGGAUAUUCUGGACGAAAUUGCGAGAUGUAA